Molecule: messenger RNA, 366 nt
Organism: Eriocheir sinensis (Chinese mitten crab)
Lineage: Eukaryota; Metazoa; Arthropoda; Malacostraca; Decapoda; Varunidae
Exons: 1
Coding region: 1-366 (121 amino acids)
Source: RefSeq, a predicted model, not a curated record
AUGGCCAAAUCAGCAGCGUGGUGCCUGGUGGUGCUGGCGGCAGUGGCACUGGUGGUGGCGGAGGCAGAUGGCAGCCCCUACAAGAGGCCACACUACAACAACCAGCAUGGCGGUCACGGCUCCGUCGGCAUCGGUUCCGUAGGGCACGGCAGCCACUCUUCUCACGGUCAGGGAUUCGUCGGGCUGGGCUCUGUCGGGCACGGAGGUCACGGCUCUCCCUUCGGCAACGGCGGCCGCGGUUCCGUCGGUCACCUCGGCGGGAAGCUCGGUGGGCACGGCUCUUCCUUUGGCCACGGCUCUUUCGGACACCUCGGCGGCCGUGUGAAGGGCGUGCACGGCGGCAAGCACUACCACCACCACCACUAG